GCAAAACACCAGAAUCCACUUUCACCAACCAACAUUAUACAGAACCAUCCAGAAAAAAUACAUACAAUUCUCUCCUCUUCUUCCUCCCCUAUAUAAGUGCCAUCUCUUCCCUUCCAUUCCUCAGUUGAGUCAGAUAAAUAACACUCAAGAAGGCACUUGAAGAGAACUUUGGGAUUUUGGUUCAGAAUUCGUAAGAGAUGGAUAAGGUAAGAGUAAUCUUGAUGAGCUUUCUCGUAUUGGCUAUAGCGGCAGCACUUUUACCAACCAAAACUCACGCAUUGGUACCCUACCCCCGUUCCAUAUUCGACAUGAUGUUCCCCCCGGAGGACCCUUUCAAGAUCCUCGAACAAACCCCUCUUGCCGUCCCUAAAGGAGUCGAAACCCUCGAUGCCCUCGCUUUAGCCCGGGCCGACUGGAAGGAAACUCCCACGGCCCACAUAAUCUUCCUCGACAUUCCCGGAAUGAAGAAAGAGGAUGUAAGUAUAGCGGUGGAGGAGAACCGGGUUUUGCGGGUUAGCGGGGAGCGUAGGACGGAGGAGGAAGUGAAGGACGAGAAGUGGCACAGAGCGGAGAGAACUACUGGGAAAUUUUGGCGCCAGUUUAGGCUGCCGGCAAAUGCAGACACGGAGAAUAUUAAGGCACAUUUGGAGAAUGGAGUGCUGAGGAUUACUGUGCCGAAACUGGCAGAGGAGAAGAAGAGGGAGCCAAAGAUGAUUAGCAUUGCCGAAGAAGGGAAUUCCGGUCAGGACAUUAAGGCUAACAAGGCUGAACUGUAGAGAGAAAUAAUACUAUGUGACUGUCUAUUGCUGUUUUGUUUAACUAAAUGUGGUUUGAUGCAGAAUGUAAGAAUGAUGUGUAAUUUUGUCAAUGUUUUUGAGUGUAAAAUUUUCUGUGCUUGAAUAAACUGAAGGAUGUUGCUUUAUUUGAA
This is a messenger RNA of Olea europaea var. sylvestris, 928 nucleotides long. Its product is annotated as 16.9 kDa class I heat shock protein 1-like. NCBI's taxonomy places the organism in Eukaryota, Viridiplantae, Streptophyta, Magnoliopsida, Lamiales, Oleaceae. The record is from RefSeq and is a predicted model, not a curated record. Gene Ontology annotation, biological process: protein folding; protein complex oligomerization; response to hydrogen peroxide. Bases 198 to 776 code for a protein of 192 amino acids. The transcript has a single exon.